Microtus oregoni (creeping vole) is the source of this 666-nucleotide messenger RNA. RefSeq names its product cytochrome c oxidase subunit 7A1, mitochondrial. Gene Ontology annotation, biological process: regulation of oxidative phosphorylation; mitochondrial electron transport, cytochrome c to oxygen; mitochondrial respirasome assembly. The transcript is spliced from 4 exons. NCBI's taxonomy places the organism in Eukaryota, Metazoa, Chordata, Mammalia, Rodentia, Cricetidae. The record is from RefSeq and is a predicted model, not a curated record. Bases 361 to 603 code for a protein of 80 amino acids.
AAGGCUCUGAGGUACGAGGUGCAAUCACUCACUGUGUAGACAGAAUGAGGAGUUAAUUUACCUCGGCCCUCACUGGCUCCCAGAUACCAGCAGGGUAGCCCUAGAUGGAGGCCGGGGAAUGGUGCGUACCCUGAGACACCUCUGCCGAAAAGUAAUCUGUUGCAAUCACCCCAAACACGGAAACAGAUGAUGACUGGUAGGUUGGAACACCUUUCCUCUUAGCUGAUUGGACAAAUGUGAUUUGGCCACGCCCCCAACUGUCAAGCCCGGCGCAGCAGGCGUGUCUUGGGAUUCCCUCAGGGGUAAAGUGCUGCACGUCCUUGGGCUGAGAGAGGUGACUUGAGCUGCAGAGGACACGAAAUGAGGGCCUUGCGGGUCUCCCAGGCUUUGAUUCGUCCUUUUAGCUCAUCUGCCCGGAGCCACUUAGAAAAUCGUGUGGCAGAGAAGCAGAAACUCUUCCAGGCCAACAACGACCUCCCAGUACACCUGAAGGGCGGAGCAAUGGACAACAUCCUAUAUAGACUGACUAUGACCCUGACGCUGGGGGGCACUGCCUACUGCUUAUACUGCCUGGGCUGGGCCUCCUUCCCCCACAAGAAGUGACACCAAGAAUGUUGGCGGACUUGCACAAACAUCAAUAAACAUGCUAGCCUCUUGAGAACCCCA